AAUUUUUACUAUGUGACUUUAGGUUCAUUCUGGGAAAGUCUGCCAGGAGUGCACCGAAGUAAUUGAAUUCUUUCAAGAGCUGCUUUCGAAUAAGCUCAUCCAGGACAAGAUGGAGGACCUCCUUGCACAUGUGUGUGCUGACCUGGCUGGUUCAUCCACGGUCUGUGAAAAGCAGGCGAAGGAGAUGCUUCCACUGGUCAUCAAAAUGCUAACUACUUUCACUCAGCCUCAAGAAGUCUGUGAAAUCCUGAGGGCCUGCGACUCCGGCAGAAUGUACCGGUCCAUGCUUCUCAGCUAUGACGCCAGGGCCGCUGAGGCAAACUUCUUUACGUGCAAAGUCUGCGAAACUGUCAUGAAGAUUGUGAACGGUUUGCUGUCCAGCCACAGGACUCAGGCGACUGUGGCUGCGGCGCUAAAGAAGGCUUGCGGUCUUGUUCCCUUGGGCAUGGGGGGACUGUGCAGGAGGAUCGUUGGGCCGUUCUCCAAGGAGCUAAUUCAUUUAUUCCUGGAGAACGCUUCGCCGAGGACCAUAUGCAGUGCUAUCCACAUGUGUCGAGUGUUUGAGGAAUCUUUCGUGGAGAAGACCUGUGAGACCUGCUCAUCGCCAUUCUCUUGGGUCCACGAUGAUGGCGUCUGAGUGUUCGAUUCAUCCAACGAAGGGCCCAAACGUUAAAGGGUUCACGGUGACCCACUGAUGAUCCAAGUCUUUCUACAAGUCAGACAAAUCCGACGCUCUGCCUUGUCAUUUUCUUUCCCCACAAACUGAUUAGAUGUCUUGAUGUCUUUCCUGUCAUGAUUUUGCAUUGUAUUCAUGGGUAUGGAUGACAAAAUAUGGGUUCAAAUCAAAGGAGUGCUCGUCAUUUAUUCUGAGAGUUGUAUUUUUUAAUAAACGUCUUAACAGCUAUGCUCCCCAAACCAUCAUUAGCACUUUGGCUACAUGUCUUUUUCUACAUGUUUUUUUUCUUUUACUCUGUAAUCCAUUUUAAUUAUGCAGAAAUAAUUCUGUGAAUUUCUUGGACCAAUCAUUUUCUCCGCUUUAUAAACAAAUAAAAUCUCAUUCACUGAUUGUUAAAA
Messenger RNA from Stegastes partitus (bicolor damselfish), 1074 nucleotides. RefSeq names its product prosaposin-like. Gene Ontology annotation, biological process: sphingolipid metabolic process. Bases 110 to 637 code for a protein of 175 amino acids. The transcript has 7 exons. NCBI's taxonomy places the organism in Eukaryota, Metazoa, Chordata, Actinopteri, Pomacentridae. The record is from RefSeq and is a predicted model, not a curated record. Gene Ontology annotation, cellular component: lysosome.